This is a messenger RNA of Didymodactylos carnosus, 1113 nucleotides long. The record is from the annotation of a GenBank genome assembly. NCBI's taxonomy places the organism in Eukaryota, Metazoa, Rotifera, Eurotatoria, Philodinida, Philodinidae.
AUGUUAAAACGAAUUUUCAGGAGAGACAGAGGUGCAGUGAAUCGAACUUUGCAUUCAAUUACUUCGGAUCAGGCAACCACUGAGGAACAUCUGGUCACCACAGCGGAGCAUGUAGUCACAGCGGAGCAUGCAGUCACAGCGGAGCAUGCAGUCAUAGCAGAGCCUUUUAUAUACGAUCCAGUCAAAGGCUCUCUCCUACUUAACUUACCACCAGAACUAUUCUAUUUGAUCGGUGAACAUCUAUCUCAUGGCGAUCUUUCAAAGUUAAGUCAAACAUGUUCUCGCUUGUAUCAGUUUAUUAACAAUGACACAUUCUGGACUCAUCUCAUACGUUUCAAAUUCCCGUCGUCCAUCGCCAAAUUAUAUACAAAUGAUAUAUUUGAAGAAGAAAAAACCGAAGCCACAGAAACCGGAAAAACGCAACAAAAUAAAAUUCAGCGACCUAGUUUUCUUCACUCUGGAGGCCCCGAGUGUGAACUAGAUGCAGCGGCAGUCAGAUCAGCCACUGAUUACAAUGAAACGACCGCAAGUCAUUUGACCAUGUACUUCGAUCCAAACUGGUUUCGAGAGAACGUUCAAUAUUAUCAAUUCAACAAAACAAACAGCUUAAAUUGCAAAAAUGUUCCAUUAAUGAAACUGAUCUAUUUCUAUCUAAUCGAUCGAAAACGAGUCGCAACCACCGAUAUGGUGGUGGUUCAUUUGAAUAACCCACAGUAUAUGGGAGAAGUGCAUACAAAUGAUAGUCUCAAUGGCCGUGUUGUCAAAGUGUUCAACGUUUGUUGGCUUGAAAUAACAGGAAAAAUGGAGAAUAUCCUUCCAGGAAAAUAUGAGCUCUCGUGGAGAAUGCUGUUGAAUGCGUCGGCAAAGAUUGAUGGAACAACCGAGUUUCUUGCUGUACCUGAGCAUGGCACGUUAAUCUGUUACCCGUGGACAGACGAAACAACUCAAGAAAGGAAAAUAAUACAUGGAACAUCGUGGUUCACUUCAGUCAUGGGUACAAUAACCAUUUAUAAGCCGUCAACAGUUUAUUUAGCUGUCAGAAAUUGGGCUAGUCCUAAAUGGAAGUAUGGUCUGUAUUGGGAUUAUUGCGAGCUGAAAAUGUUGUCGCUUUAG